AUGCUGCUUGACACCGACUACUUCAAUGACGACACGACUCAUUCGCCGAAGGAAUUUCAGCGCUGGUUUAGGAUGAAGAAGGAGCUGUACUUGAAGAUUGUCUACGGCUUCAGGGAGUACAACAAGUACUUAAUGGCCAAGCAAGAUUGCACAGGGGAUCUUCAAGGGGCAUACUGGAUGGUGUGGCUCCUAGAUCAAGAGUAUGACAGGGAUCACCGGGCUUUUCAUAUGACGGAGAGGACAAUGGAUCUUCACCCUUUGAAGAUUCGUUACCAUGGCACAGUGGAUAUACCGUAUGACGAGAGGUAUACGGAGCACAUCGAGUCUACCGGUCUUCUCCCGUUCAUAUCGCUUGUAAGCCGUGGGGGGCCGAACAUGAACGCCUCGGCACUCACCGCCCUUGUCGACCGGUGGAGGCUGGAGACGCACACCUUCCACUUGAGAGCCGGCGAGAUGACCCCUACUCUCCAGGAUGUUUCCAUGAUCCUUGGACUUCCUAUUCAGGGCGAGCCACUGUGUAUGAACACAGCUUCUGAUGGGUGGCGCCAGCAGAUGGAGGCGCUUAUUGGCAUGGCUCCUCCGGCGCCAGCAAAUCCAAAGGAGAGAGCUCCCGCCGGCGCAGCUUUCUCUUGGAUCAGGAUUAACUUUCGACAAUGCCCUGAAGGGGCCAACAUCGACACUAUCAGGACGUACACCCGCGUGUACUUAUGGUACAUGAUUUCGAGGACUCUCUUUCCUGACAGUGGGGGGAACCUGGCCCAUUGGUGUUGGCUGAAGGCGCUUACGGUGUUGGAGCACCGGUGGAGUUGGGGAACAGCGGCACUUGUCUACCUCUACCGGCAGGUGAUGAUUUGUUCUAUGUACUAUUUUUCUAUAGUAUUGUGCUAGACAAAGUACUAACCAAAUGUCUUAUGUACGCAGUUGGACGAAGCUUGUCGCAGGACUGGGAGCGGCGGUAUUGGUGGAUGCUUGCUCCUACUUUCCGUAUGGAGCUGGGACCGCCUAUCAGUUGGGCGGCCUAGGACACUCACCGAGAGGCCAUGGCCUCAUCACCAUGAGAACCUUGAUCGGGAGCCGACUUGGGCAUAUCUUUGGGACAAUGUCUCGGAGAUGACAAGCGAUCCAAAGAUCAUGUACAAGAACUACACUGAGGAGUUGGACACUCUUACCGCUGAGCAGGUAACCGAUCACUCUUUUGCAAUCCUAGUUUUCAUUGAUUCUACUGGCAUGUUCUAAAUUCUGAAAUAUUUGUAUGCUGCAGGUGGAGUGGGAGCCAUAUGGUGCCUACUACCGUAUUGGCGCGGCGGUGACUGACCUCAACCACAAGUGCACGGA
Messenger RNA from Lolium perenne, 1335 nucleotides. Its product is annotated as protein MAIN-LIKE 1-like. NCBI's taxonomy places the organism in Eukaryota, Viridiplantae, Streptophyta, Magnoliopsida, Poales, Poaceae. Gene Ontology annotation, biological process: meristem development; meristem maintenance. The record is from RefSeq and is a predicted model, not a curated record.